AUGAGUGGUGGUCACAAGCAGUUAAAUUCCAAGACGCCAGCUUCACCACCUCAGCAAGAAAGCGAGUCUUCUACAAAUGAUAUGAACAAUCCUGUUGAAACAGUUAAAAGUGGUCAUUCUUUUUCGGUUUUGCUCGAGUUCGCAGCUAAUAAUGAUGUUGAGGGUUUUAAGCAAUCUCUUACUAAUUCAACAAUGAUUGAUGAGGUUGGAUUAUUGAAUUCUCGCCAAAUGGCUUUGAAGAGGAUGACACCGUUAAUGGUAGCCGCUUUGUAUGGUAGUGUUGAGGUUGUGAAACUUAUUCUUUCUCUGUCGAAGGCGGAUAUAAACCGUUCCUGCGACCCAGAUAAUAGCACUGCCCUUCAUUUUGCUGCUUCUGGUGGGUCUGUUGAAGCUAUUGAUGUUGUUAAGUUGCUUUUACGUGCCGGUGCAGAUCCUAAUGCGACUGAUUCUCGCGGGCGUCGACCAUUUGAUGUCAUUGUUUCUCACUCUAAUCUUCCAAAUGUGAAGGUUGCACUUAAGGAGCUACUAAAGAGGGAUGGAUCAAUUCGUCAAUCUGGUGAACUUUAUGUUUCACCUAAUUCAACACUGUCGCCAUCAACACACAAGAAGAGACAAUACCGAAUCGAUCUGUCCAUCCCAGAGAUUGGAAGCAGCAUUUAUGCUACUGAUGAGUUCAGAAUGUAUGAAUUCAAGAUUCAACCAUGUUCGCGAUCUCGUUCACAUGAUUGGAUGGAGUGCCCUUUUCUUCAUCCUGGUGAGACAGCAAGGAGAAGAGACCCCAGAAAGUUCCGUUACAGUUUGGUGUCCUGCUAUCAUCAUUAUUAUGCACCGCCAUGUAGUCGUGGAGACCUGUGUGAAUUUGCUCAUGGGAUUUUUGAGAUCUUGCUACACCCAUCACAGUACAGGACUCGGCUUUGCAAAGAUGGCACAAGUUGCAACCGUCGGGUUUGCUGUUUUGCCCAUACAGCUGAGGAACUAAGGCCUGUUGAUUCGUACACAGGAUCUGCUGUACCAUCUUCUCCUCAUUCAGCUACCUCUGCUGGUAUAGCUGUGGGUUCAGCCAUGUCACCUUCCCUAUCUACUCCUCCCAUGUCUCCUGGUAAUGGCAUUUCCCAAGCGGCCUGGCCUCAACAAAAUGUUCCCACUUUGCACCUUGCAGACAGUCAUCUCCAAAUGGGGCGUCUAAGAUCUUCUGUAAAUACAAGAGAGUUUCAGUCUGAUCGCUUUCAAGUGCAGCAACAGCGGGGGCUCUAUGACUUAUCCAGUUUCUCUGCGAAUCUCAAUGAGAUUUUCCCCUCUCAGGUCUUGUCUCCUGGAUACUCUGAUCAAUUUAUGGCCUCACCCAUUGUCUCUCAAUCACAUAGAUCAGCAGUUUCUAAUCAACUCUACCAGCAAGAAUCCAUGUUUUCCCCUGCCAAAACAAGUGCGGUCUCUCCCAAAAAUUUUCAGCAUUCUCUUUUGCAGCCUUCAUUUCAGAACAAUAAGCCUCUAACCCCAUCGAGUUCUAAGGUAUCUGCUUUUGCCAACCGUGAGAAUCAACAGCAACAAUUACCCGGCUUCAGCUCUCCAAAGCUUGGAUCAAACCUUUCUCAUGACCUUGGUUAUAAUCUAUGGCGUAAUCUUGGAUCAACUGACUUUCUUAGUUCCCCUGGAAGUUAUUGGUCGACGCAAUGGGAAUCACCUACUGGGAAACUAGAUUGGCCUGUUGAGUCAGAGGAACCUGGUCGAUCGCACAAGUCAUCUUCCACAGGGCAUAAUGCAAAGGAGCCUGAAGUUUUACUGGUUCAAUCUCCGGCGAAGGAAUUGCGAUCUGAUACCAGGGAAAUGACAAACAGUUCAGCCUCAGACGCGACGGCGACUGUCGAAUGUUCUAAUCCGAAACAAUAUACAUAA
Molecule: messenger RNA, 1893 nt
Organism: Morus notabilis
Lineage: Eukaryota; Viridiplantae; Streptophyta; Magnoliopsida; Rosales; Moraceae
Product: zinc finger CCCH domain-containing protein 30
Exons: 1
Coding region: 1-1893 (630 amino acids)
Molecular function (GO): metal ion binding; protein binding
Source: RefSeq, a predicted model, not a curated record